GAUCCCAGAAAGCGAAAGCGCCUCAACACUGACAUAAUCGUUAUAAAAGUUCACAUUACCACAGGUUCACGGGUAGUUUUGACACAUAUAGAGACAUCAUGUACCGUCAGAAUUACCCCAAUGACCCAGGCAUGCACAAUAACAUGGAUUCACAUACUCGGACAAGCUAUCGACGCAACCCAACAUUUUUUGAACGUGUAGGAAGUAGUCUGUUUGGAAUACUCGCUGGAAUAGCACUUUUGGUGGCAGGAUCUGGUCUACUCUUCUGGAACGAGGGACGAGCUGUUCAAACAUCAAAAUCUUUGGAUGAGGGCUUAAGUAUAGUGCAGUCUCUUCGCACAUCAGAAGUGGCAUUUGAGGAAAACAGCGGAAAGUUGAUCUACCUGUCCGGUGGCCUGAAGACAAAAGAGGUAUUAACCGAUACCCUCUAUGAUGUUUCCAUCUCUGCUGUGAAAUUAAAGCGACAGGUGGAAAUGUAUCAGUGGGUGGAACAAGAACACAAAAGGGAGGUUAAUGAGGGAUCUCACACAAAAGAAGAUAUCACCUAUUCUUACUCCCAGGAAUGGAGGUCAGACUUGGUUCGCUCAUCAUCCUUUGAUAAUACAGUUGGACAUCAUAAUCCCAGUGAGUUUGCUGUACAGCCCAAAGAGUAUGUAGCCUCGGGUGUCUGGGUUGGAGCAUUCGAACUGUCUAAAGGUUUGGUGGAGAAAAUCAAUCAAUAUAAAGAUAUAGAAGCCUCUUCACCUUCCCUCCAGCCAGGUGUACAACUUUACAUGGGAUACUAUUACCAUGGUAAUGACCCAUUAAGGCCACAGGUUGGCGAUUUAAAGGUUAAAUUUUCCUAUGCUGGGUUGUCACACAGCGGUGACCAAGAGAAAACUUCUGCAGAGGCAGACAUGGUCAGUAUUAUAGCAAAGCAGAAGCACAAUCAAUUGGAACAGUAUGAAACUCAAGCUGGGGACAUUCUGGAGCUCCUAUACUAUGGAGAAGUCUCACCAAAGGAAAUUUUCGGAAAGGAACAUGCGCACAACACAUUCAUCACCUGGGCAAUACGACUUGGUGGGUGGCUGUUGAUGUUUGUUGGGUUCGGGUGUGUGACUCGCAUAAUUGCUGUUCUGGUUGAUUGGUUACCAAUUGUGCGGGAACUGGUUGCCAUGGGAAUGCAUAUGAUGAAUUUAGCUCUGUCGAUCAGUUUGUCCCUGACUGUGAUUGCCAUUGGCUGGAUUCGAUACCGACCCUUGCUGGGCAUUGCAAUAUUGGUGAUGGCUUCCACGCCAUUUAUUUUAUCAAAGCUAAGGGUUAGACAUAAUCAGAGCAGUCAUAGAAACGUGUAGCAGGGGGAUUGAGUAGGGAAUUUUAUAAGAAAGUAAAAAGAGAAGUAACUGUCUAUAAAAUGAAUAUUGAUUUUACACUUUGAAUUUGUUUUCAUAUUGGGAAGAAGCACACUUAGUAUAAUUUUUGUGGUGGUUAUUAUUAUUUUUACAAUCCAUGGUCUCACAGAGUCAAGCAUGGUAACAUGCUAAAAAAUUCUACCAUUGUGAUACCUAUACUUCCAUAUAAAUUGAUUCUUGCAAAAGUACACGUGAGUAUAAUUGGGCAAGAUAGGAUUUCGAUUAAAUGAAGACUCAUGCACUAUACUGGUGCACAGUCAAAUCAGGCAAAGUGUCAAUAAAGUCCAAAGUGCCGAACACCAAAGCUGUGUAGUUUCUCAGUUGACUGCACAAUAUGUUAAAACUGGUGUGAAAAACAGAGAUUUUGUCAUGGGAAUGAUAGUAUAAUGAUAGUAAACACUUGGUACAUCAUCUGUGUAAUCCAGGAGGAUGUAAAGUAACACAAUGGAAAAAUGGCUCAAUUCUUUGACAUUUUGAUAGUUGCUUAUUAGGCCUAGACCCAGCUUUGUAUAUCAAAGACAUCAAAUAUAUUGGCAGUAAUUUAUUUGUGUUUCUAAUUUUUUGUAAUAUGGUUUGACUUUUUCACAUAGGUUUUGAAUUCUAGGUACGAAGUAACGAGGCUUGUAUCAUGAUGUUAUCAAGUGUGGGUUUAACAUUCAUAAUUAAUAAAGAAAUCCCAAUGUUGCAUGUACUUGUAUUUUUUUAUUUGAUGUUUGACGACACACUGAAGAAUAUUUCACUUAUGCGACAGCAGCCAGAAUGAUGGUGGUAGGAAAAUGGACAGAGCCCAGGGGAAACGCACGACCAUCCAGGUUCCUGGCAGACCUUCUGACUUACCGCAUGAGAGGAAAUCAGCAUGAGCUGGAGAGAUGAGGUUUAUCAAGUAGUUAGAUAAAUCCGAAUGGCAUGCUUAUUAUGCCUCCGUCCUGAGAACAGAGACAUAUAGUCAAGAGUCAUAUGGGCAAGAAUGAGACAGACACUGGGAUGAAAACAGAGGAAACUAUUCAUCAAUGUAUUUUGACAUUUUCGGUGUUUCUGAAUUAAAUUAUGAUGCAUUUUUUGUAUGAAUAAAGAGGAAUUCCUCCAAAAAAGAGGACAAAUCUCAUGCCUGUAUGGGUCAAGUUUCCUGUACUUUCCUCAAAUCUUGAGAAAUAAUAAAAGGAGAAUUGGCUGACUAC
Liolophura sinensis is the source of this 2569-nucleotide messenger RNA. Its product is annotated as transmembrane protein 43-like. The record is from RefSeq and is a predicted model, not a curated record. Gene Ontology annotation, cellular component: nuclear inner membrane. Gene Ontology annotation, biological process: lipid metabolic process; nuclear membrane organization. Bases 99 to 1334 code for a protein of 411 amino acids. NCBI's taxonomy places the organism in Eukaryota, Metazoa, Mollusca, Polyplacophora, Chitonida, Chitonidae. The transcript has 12 exons.